Entrophospora sp. SA101 is the source of this 1206-nucleotide messenger RNA. The record is from the annotation of a GenBank genome assembly. NCBI's taxonomy places the organism in Eukaryota, Fungi, Glomeromycota, Glomeromycetes, Entrophosporales, Entrophosporaceae.
AUGUCAGAAAACCAACAAAAUGUUAAGAAAAUAUGGAAUUUCGGAGCUGGUCCUGCCAUGAUUCCACAAAAAGUUUUAGAGAAGGUUCAAUUGGAAUUAUUAAAUUAUAAUAAUACAGGAAUGUCCGUUAUGGAAAUAUCCCAUAGAUCAAAAGAAUUUGAAGACUUAUUAAAUACAGCAAAAAAUAAUUUAAUCAAAUUAUUGAAUAUACCAAAUAAUUAUAGAGUGUUGUUUAUGCAAGGUGGUGGCCAUACACAAUUUUCUGCUAUAGUUUAUAAUUUAUUGGCUGCUAAGAGUCAAAAUGUGUCACAAUCAAGUGUUGACGAGGGAGAAAAAGAAGCAUUUAAUCCACCAUUAGAUUACAUAAUAACUGGUUCUUGGUCAGCCAAAGCUUUUGAAGAGGCUAAAAGAUUAUAUAAUAAUGUUAAUGUAGUGAUUGAUGCUAAAAAAUUUAAUGGAUCUUAUGGAUCUAUUCCAUCAAAAGAACAUUGGAAACUUAGUGGUUCAAAGGCUGCUUAUGUCUAUUAUUGUGAUAACGAGACUGUCAAUGGUGUUGAAUUCAAUCAUGUUCCUGAAGUGGAUCCCGAGGUUCCAUUAGUAUGUGACAUGUCUUCAAAUAUUCUAUCUCGUAAAAUUGAUGUUUCAAAAUUUGGGUUAAUUUAUGCUGGUUCUCAAAAAAAUAUUGGCCCUGCGGGUGUAACUAUUGUGAUAGUUCGUGAAGAUCUUUUGACUAAACCCAAAUCAAUAACAACACAAGAUACCACCAACGUUCCCAUUGUACCAACUAUGCUUGAUUAUAAAACAAUGGCUGAUAAUAAUUCUUUGUAUAACACACCACCUGUUUUUGCUAUUUAUGUAGCAAAUUAUGUAUUUGAAUGGUUAUUAGAAAAUGGUGGGAUUGAUUCCAUUGAAAAAGAAAAUGCUGUCAAAUCAUCAAAACUUUACAACAUGAUAACAAAUUCAAAAAUUUAUCAGUCUCCUGUUGAGAAAUCAGUUAGGUCAAGAAUGAAUAUACCAUUUCGUAUUGAUCCACCUGAAUUAGAAAAUUUUUUUUUGGAUGGUGCAGCUCAAUUGGGGAUGGUUCAAUUGAAAGGUCAUCGUAGUGUUGGUGGUAUUAGAGCAAGUAUUUAUAAUGCAAUGCCUUUACAGGGUGUAGAAAUAUUAAUUGAAUAUAUGAUUGAUUUUGAAAAAAAGAAUUCUAAAUAA